AGUUUGUUUUUCUUUGUCUUUCAACGCGAGCAGGUUGCGUGCGUGAGCAACGACGUUGGAGGAAAGUUCGCUGAUGGAGCUGUAAGCUAUACGGAAAGCCAUAUCCUCGACUCAUAGCUACAACCGUGCUGAUAUUGUGUGUGCUUAACAAUCGAAUUUGGAGCACGCAUUAUGCAAAAAUUUAACGUGUUGAUCAAGAGAAGUGUUUAGCGGUGAAAAUGGAUGCAAGGGCGUUCUGCAAGAAGCAUCCUCUAAUCGACCGCGGCCUGCCGUGAUUUUCUACAGUAGUGAUGUUUUUUUUGGAAGCUUCAUAAAAAAAGCCAUUUGCCCUCAUAGCAGUGAGGGGGGUCUUGCCCUUAGAUCGUUUGAUAAUAAGCACUGGUGCCGUGGUGUGUGAGUGUGUGUAUGUUUAAAGAAAUCUUCAAUCGUUCGUUUUAAUAUCGCUUAAGCAUCGUGUUGUGCAGAAUAAAUUUGUUUGGCAAUCGCGGUUAAGAAAUGUGUGAUAAAUCCAACGGUCACGGUAUGGCCGACGGUAGUGUUGGUAGCGUUGGUCGCACUAUAACAAUCGAAGCUGGAACGAAUAAUGGCGGAACGUCGGCGGAAUCGGUCAGAAGUCUUACCGAAUCUCCCGGCCCUGGUGGCCAACGGUUGGGGCAGAACGAUAUCGUACAGCAGCAGUUUACACGCUUUGCAGAUUAUUUCGUAAUCUGCGGAUUGGAUCUGGAUUCUGGACUGGAGCCGGAUCUAUUUGCAGGCGACAGUCUCCACUGCUCCCCGCUAGACAGUGCGUACAAAAGCAAACCGCUAGGCCACUACCCGGAGCACGUCGCGUGGAAUCCGUUCGAUGCGCACGGCAUCUGUAUGCUGUCCCUGCCGCAGGGUUUACGUUUCCGCACCCAAAAGCACAACAUCGAGCCACGGUUUCACGCGUUUGCGACGACGCGCGAGGACGGCAAACGGUGCUACGGGUUCAGCUUGGUGUUCUACGAGGAAGUGCGCAACCGUCAGAUAUGUAGCGCCAUGCACACGCUCCAGUCGAUGUUUAUUACGGAAAUUUCCAGCUCGCAGCAACCACCGCCGGGGACGCUAAGGCGCGUAAAGGAAAGCCCCGUCAGCCGGUCCCUGCCGAGACAUUUCAAAAUUGCCGCCCAAGCGCCGGCAUCCGCACUCAGCUACUAUGACGUCACGAAGGAUAAGCUGUACGUGGCCAAGAGCCUAUCGCUCGUCUGUCAGGUGCCCUAUGCGCACGUGGCGGAGCUAUUUCUGCAGAAUCUCUAUCGGUGUCUUCCGCGACAUCCCGGUUCCCGGCUAAGUCUGGAAAGCUACGUGUACAACAUCCUGUACGAGGUGUCCACUCCGCCGCCGGGAAAAUCGAUACGAAUAUACAUACCGCCGGAAGAACCCCACCUACCUCCCAUUGCCACCAUACUGCAGCGACCGGCACAGAAAGACGAGCUACCCUUCAUGGAUUUCCCAUUGCGGCUACUAUUUACCUAUCUCGGCGUUGAGUGUGUCAUUCAGCUGUUCACGUGCGUGCUGCUCGAGAGCCAAGUGUUGCUGCGGUCCUCGGACUAUCAAAAGCUCACGAUCGUCGCCGAGUGUAUCACGUCGCUGCUGUUUCCCUUCCAGUGGCCUCACGUGUACGCCCCUAUCCUGCCCGCCUCGCUGCACCACUUCCUCGACGCGCCGGUCCCGUUCGUGAUGGGGCUGCAUGCCGACUGUGACAGUAGCGUACGGAUCGGUAGCGAGGCGAACCUCUGCUAUGUCGACAUCGACAAGAAAUCGGUACAACUGCCCGAGGAGCUACCCUCCUUCCCGUACCGGCACGAUUUCAUCUCGGAAAUAACGGCCGUGCUCGAUAAGUACGCGGUGCCGCGCGACCGUUCACUCGAUCCGCCCAGCAUACUCAGCCCAAAGAAUCUCCUCAAGGACCAUGACAUGAUGACGGCGAGCUGUACGCUCCCGUCCGGGAUGCACGUACGUCGAAAGCAUUCGCUGCACGACCUGCUCGACUGGGACCGGCCAAACUCGCCCGAUAUGCCACUGCCUGCGACGGCUGUACCGGCGCGCCCGGAUGUACGGCAAAGGAUCGUUGAUAUUGUACGGCGUAGCGGAGGUGACGAGGUGGAUAGCAGUGGCGGACCGAACGAGGUCAUGCCGAGUACCAAGCAGAAGCAACCGCUCUCGACGCUCGAGCAGUACUAUGAAGAUCUGAGACUGAACAAUGCACUACGCGAAAUAUUCCUCAACCGGUUCGUGCAGAUGUUUGCCGCGUAUGAGCAUUUUGUUAUACUUCCCAAUCAGAGCAAAGAUGAAUGGUUGACGAACAGAGAGUCGUUGCACAACUUCGACAAGGCAUCAUUUCUAUCGGACCAACCGCAGCACCAUCGCCCGUUUCUGUCCCGCUUUCUCGAGAGCCAAAUGUUUGCCACGCUGAUCGACAACAAAAUCAUGCUUUCGUGGGGUGACGAUCUGAACGGAUGUCAAUUGGUGGACAGCUUGAACGGUGACAUGGAGUAUAGUUUAAAAUUGUUCGACUCAAGGAUAAAAAUUUUACGUAAGCGGUACGGUGGUGAAAGUAUGAUCCGAACCGCCAACUAUGAACCAUGUAUACUAGCCAGAGAAACGCAAAAGCUGCUGGACAAACGGUUGCAGGCAGUCGACAUGGAGGUGGCCCCACCGAGUGAAAUUCUGGAUAAAAGGCCACCGUAUUACCGGAGCUUCCCACUACUGGAGAAAUCCGUCCUCAACCAUGAAUGCGUCUCGAGAGGCAACAGUUUGCGACGAGUGAAAAAUGGCAGCACCAAGUGGAAGGUGAAAGAGAUUUCCCUUGAUGGUGGUGCAUCGAAUGUAUCUGGGCUGUCCAAAGAUGCAGAUGGGAAUAAAUCAAAUCGUAAUUCAGCCAAUCUGUCUGGUGCGGAAAUCAGUCCGGCUCUGCUGGCACAGGCCAACUGGACUUUCGUUGAAAAGCUUCUCAAGGACAUCAAGAGCAAAACUAAACGAAUGCUGCUAGAGAAGAUGGGCACGGAGGCAAUAGAGCUCGGACUGAGCGGUGAAGCGUCGGUAACGGGUGUAGAGGAGAACACAAUGAUUGCCUCCUUGUGUGAUCUGUUGGAGAAAGUUUGGUCACACGGAUUAAUCAGCAAGCAGGGCAAAUCCGCGCUCUGGACGCAUCUGGCAGCAUAUCUGGAGAUAAAGGAUUGCCAAAAUCCGGGCAAACAUCAGAUGGAAAAUAGCUAUCUCACCCCUGAAAAAGCACGCAGUAACUCCGAAACGCGCUAUCGCACUCUGAAGCCACCGAAAAGCGGCGGCACCAUGGGUGGCUUUAAGUAUCACACUACCAUUGCGCACAAAAUACGCCGGCUGCAGGGCAACAGUGGUAGCAACAGUGGUGGCCGGGUGGCCCCGGGUAGCGGAACACUGCUGUACGCAGCAUCAUCGUCGGCCGAAACGGUACCAACGACGUCGCCGGGUCGCUUUACUAACUUUAUGUUGUCCGAUGUCGUUGCUUCUUUUGUCGGUAUGCGUAAUGGGUCGGUAGCUAACCUGUUUUCCACGCGCAGUCACUGCGAUCUUUCAUCGUUAGCCAUCGAACCACAACUUCCACCACCUUCCCCAACUCGUGGCCGCUCGAAAUCUCGGGAGCGUAAAAGCCUUGGUCCCGAGCAACUACGACCGCUUCCGGAAUCGCUAGAAUUUGACAUCCGCAACAUUCUAGCGAUGACGGACAUUAAAACGCACAUCGGAUACGCCCGAGCCUGGGUACGAUUGGCAUUGGAAAAGAAGGUACUGUCACGUCACUUGCGAACGUUGCUAACGGAUGCUGCACUGCUACGCCAGCUCUACAAACGUUCCGCAUUUGUGCGCUGCGAUGACGAGGUGGAACAGUUCCUGUACCAUUUGCUUACACUGAAUGCGGUCGAUUAUUUCUGCUUCACGAAUACUUAUCCGACGACAAAGCUGCCGUACCGUGUGGUUAUAUUCCCGUCGAAGAAAUCUAGCGCUGCUACGACAUCGGCCAACGUUUGGAUAGCGAUAUCGGGCAGUCUGGGUGAAACGCAGAUCAUCAACGUGCCGCGACAUUCGCUGGAGUUUGUGUUUCAUCACAAAACCCUCGGCAUUUUAACGUCCUUACGAAUUGGGCACGAUGAUACGGGAAUGUCAUCGAAAUGGUUGGUAGAACAUGUAGUUAUCAGGAACGAAGUUACGGGACAUACUUACAAAUUUCCAUGCGGUCGAUGGCUUGGUCGUGGCAUUGAUGAUGGUUCUAUAGAGAGGCUGCUGAUCGGUCAACUUGUGCCCCGAACGGUAGACAGCGAAGAGCUGGUUGAGGCGUGCCGGACGCCGCCUCGUACUCGUAGCCCUAGUAUACAACGACCGGAGGUACGCCCAUCGGACAUACAGCACAUGUUGGGUGAUUGCGUGAACGCGAUCGUUAAAUGGCAUUAUCGGCCGAGUCGGGAUCGGGACGCUAGCUCACUAACGAACCUGCUGUGCGGUGAGAAUGGGCUGGUCAAGUGUCUCGAGCAGGCCUUCCUGUGCGGGUUCCGUUCGUCCCGUCUGUUCGGUCGUAACUUCUACCUCUGGGACUACUUCGUGCGGGUGAAGGAACAGUUCGAGAUAUGCUUGGUGGAGGAAUCGGUCGAAACGGUGCGCGGUGGUGGUGCCACAGGUUCGCCUCCCACCAGUGGCUCGAGCCCCGAAUCACCACCGCAAGGUACGAGCCUCGGUGGGGGCCAUCAUCUCGGUGGUACUGGCAACGGUGGUGGUAGUGGUGUUGGUGGCAAUGUUGCUGGUGUCGCUCUCUCGCCCGUCGCACGGCAGGAACUGUCCGCCGUGUGGCACUGCUACUGCCAUCUGAUGGACGAGAUCAAUAACGUAAAGCAAACGUUGGGCAAGGAUGGUCGGUUCCAAUUGUUUAUCUGUUUGAGUUUGAGGGAACAUCUUCUGCACCGGAUGCUAGUGCCCAUGGCAUACACCCGCGUGACGGCCGAGAUGUACGAGGAGCAGAGCUUCAUGCGGAAGAAGGGACUGCUAACAUUCCUGCGUCAAAUAUUGGAACCUUUGGACGAAUUUCACAUAGUGUUGGAAAACUCAAUUACUCAAGGUAUCGGAUCUCACUGUUAGGCUGGAUUGGGUCCAUAUUUGAUUUCGAGCGUUAAGAGUUAAAGCGCGUCGGUAAAAAGUGUAAUCUCACGCACGAGAACGAAAUACUCGACGUACUCAAAUUAAAACGUGCAGCUUCCUUUCCAGAUGAUCAUUUCGUGAUCGAAGGGGAUUUAAAAUUUUGUUAAGCUAAGAAAGUUUGUUUGUUUUUUGCAGCUACAUCGAUUUCUCGGGGUUUAAAAAUUAAAGUUUAAGUGUCGCAUCAAAAUAAUUACUCUCUACUCUAAUAGAAUGCUGCAGGAUCAGUAAAAAUAUGUUUUUUUUUCAACUAAAUAGCAUGCUUGUUAGAUAUCAGUGUAUGUAAAGAUGGUCUUAUUUUUUGUACAUUUACAUUUAAUACUUCCAUUGAGACUUAGUUCUUGUAACACUGAUGGGGUCUGUCGAAAUGAAUAUUUGGUACUACUGAAUAGCAAACGUAAUUAUUGGUGUCUUUCGUUGUGUUAGGUUUUAUACAAGAAUAUUAUGUUCCACUAUGCUGUUUAGUGGAAAAUGAAUGAUUUUACUCCAUAAGGUUAAAUACUACUCAAAUAGACUGAACCCAGUACGAGAGAUUAUCUAGUGAACCUCUUUUUUACUCAAUCCCAGUUCAGAAACCGUGGCCAAAGAAUACUUGAAAGAGGAUACCACUACUAGGAUACUAGGUUACACCAAUGUAAAAUGUGUUUUUUGUUGUUGUUAUUUGCUUUUGAUUGUUUUGUAUACCGCGAUAAGUUAUGUUUGCUGUUAGUAUUCCUAUUUUACAUGCGGGUUUUUUUUGCAGGGUUUUAGCUUUUUUUAAACUAAAGUAAUAAGAAUCGUAUUAAAUUGGUAAGCAAGAUAAGAAAAACAAAAUAGUCAUCGACGAUAAACUGUGCCAAAAUAUGAGCGAUUUCUCCGUGGAAAAACGACACACAGCAAUCUUUCGGGACGCCUGAUUCGUCUCCGACGAUGCGUGCGACAAUUGAAGAAAUGAAGAAAAGUUGAACACGACACAAACGAGAUUUAAUCGGGAAAAUUUGAUGCUGCUGUUAAGCAGCGAGGUAUCAAUCGAUAAUGCGGUGUAAAAGUCGAUUAAAUUCAUUUUAACUCGUAAGAUGCAAACGUUCCGUUGCCCUCCAAGUCACGAAACAAUCUCCAUAUUAAUCUCCAGUGAUGCGUGUGUUAAUCACCCAUUUGAUAUUAGUCAAUCGAACGUACAUUAGAUCUGUUUAGUGGUAGAAGAACAUUUAGCUCGUGUAUAGUCGGGUCGGUUACUGUACGCACCACUUUCAUUGUGUCUUCGUGAGCAUGAAAUGUAAAACUAACGAUGAAGAGAAUAAAAUCAUCCAUUGCCGUUAAUGGUAGCAAAGCAAA
Messenger RNA from Anopheles funestus (African malaria mosquito), 6498 nucleotides. It is a transcript of the gene pns, whose product is annotated as DENN domain-containing protein 5B. Lineage: Eukaryota; Metazoa; Arthropoda; Insecta; Diptera; Culicidae. Bases 496 to 5127 code for a protein of 1543 amino acids. Gene Ontology annotation, molecular function: small GTPase binding; guanyl-nucleotide exchange factor activity. The record is from RefSeq and is a predicted model, not a curated record. The transcript has 14 exons.